Aspergillus ochraceoroseus IBT 24754 is the source of this 2250-nucleotide messenger RNA. RefSeq lists its product as uncharacterized. NCBI's taxonomy places the organism in Eukaryota, Fungi, Ascomycota, Eurotiomycetes, Eurotiales, Aspergillaceae. The coding region runs from base 1 to 2250 and encodes 749 amino acids. The record is from RefSeq and is a predicted model, not a curated record. The transcript is spliced from 4 exons.
AUGAGGCCAUGGCUUGAGAGGCCUCGAUGUUGGUUGGUGCCUUAUUCGCCAAUCAGUCACGAUCCGCUCCCCGUGAUCUCAGCCCGCCACUCCGGUGCUUCUCCGCGCACGGUGAGCGUUGUCUUCAGCUUCGCUCUCGAGCUGUCUGUCUUGGGUUUCUCUGUUGUCGGAUUUCCCGGGGCCUGUUUUACCAUAGGAUCCUGGAGGACUCAGCUCAAACCUCCCUGUGCCACGGCGGACGAGCUGUCCCCCGCGAUGGACCCUAAUGAGGUUCCCCCACCGCCGUACUCAGCGGUAGACCCCUUACUGUCGCAGUCAAACAGCAACAGGAAUGUGACUGCCUUAACAGACGGAAACCGCAACUUGCUGCGUCUGCGAGGUGGAGAUGCAGUAUCUGUGACUUCAGGCGGUGAAAUUACAACCGCGGCUCCAGGAUUGCCUGUGCACUUUACAUCAGCCGCUGCUUAUUUUGUGGAACGACCGCCUCCUGCUGUGGAGAGUGAACAGGAAACCAUGGAGCACCAUAUGACUGUCUACCCUCGGAGCCAGUCGAAGGAUUUCCCUCGUCGACCCCGUUGUUGGAGUUCGCGCAUGGAGAACAUCUCCCAGCAGGACUGGGAUAUGUUCCUACGUCACCUCUUUCCUCCGCACCUAGGCCUUGCAUCAUCAUCUGCCGAGCUGCCACGUCAAGUGAGAGCAGAGAUCCAAAGAGACCGCAAAGACCGGCCCCAGGAAACGGACGAAGAGCGUGAGAGGCGUAUCGCUGCUGUGAUGGCAGAAUGGAACCAGUGCUUCUUCGAACCCCGUGCUGCCCAGGUCGUCUUUUUCUACGUGACUGACCCUCGCGAUGCACCUGUAUCUCCACUAUGUCCUAGGUGCUAUCCCGCUGCGACUAGGGCGUCCCAAGAAACUCGUUCUGCGCAAUCGUCAGAAGUUGGCAGUGAACGCCCUUCAGCGGCAAACUUGUCUAUCACCCCUGCAGGUUACCCAAAUUCUCCAUCUCAUUUUGCGCAGAACCCUGCCCCCUAUGGAUUCCCGGCUUCAGGCAUCAAUCCAGCCCCCUUCUUUCCUCCACAUGGCGCACCUCCCUUCUUUCACCCCGGUCAACCUCCGCAUGCAUAUCCUUACCCGGCCCCUUACCAGCAAUAUCCCCCGUGGGGAUGGGGUGGCCAGCAACAUCAGUCUGAGAGUUUUGGUAAUAAAGGUGGACCUCUAGGAUGGAUUUCGGCCCUGGCUGCGCAAGCCCAAAAGUAUGGUGAGCGCAUCUCAGAGCAAGCCCAACAGUAUGGAGACCAGAUUAGCGCCCAUGCCCAACAUUACGGCCGACAGGUUGAAGAACAUGCUAUGGCUCAUGGCCGCUGGAUUGAAGAACAAACCGGUCUUCAAGGACGUAAAGUAGAACCCGCUUUCAGUGGCUGGUCCAGGUCCCCACGACAUCCGGCUUAUUACCCGCCAAUUCCGUCCACCCCCAAUAUCAACGCUCCCAGCAAUAAUCAGCCAUCUCCGCAGUUACAAAAUCAACGUAUCCGCAGAGCCUCGGUUGGGUCAAGCUGUUCAGAGUCUUCGCUAUCCUCUAUCGACUCCCUGUCUACGACGUCCGAGCUAAGUUCUUCCGAUCUUGCGACAGUCCGGGCACAGCUUCUCUCCUUGAAUGAUCAUCAUAACCGUGACCUGUAUGAUGCAGCGGUGGAACUCCGACGCCAACUGGAAGUCUUGCGGGAUUCACGCCGACAAGAGCGUAUCUCCUGCCGUAGCAGCCGCUGGAGAAACGGCUGGGGCCACCAGUCCCAAAACAGCUCCCAAGGACGCGGUAGCUGGGGCCGCUGGGAAUCGCCUCAAGAUCGACAACGCAACCAGGCCGAAAAACGGGCCGUCAAAGAGGAGAUGCGAGCCACCCGAAAGGCCUUCCGGGAUGUGUUGCGGCGUGCUCGAGACGAACAGCACGAGCAGCGUCGGAUGAAAAAGAAUCGACAACGCCAGGAACGUCGAUCUCGCCGGGGACAAAGGGAAGAACAGCAACCUGCGGCGGAGCCACCGGCAAGCUUAGAACAAAGUUUGCAGAAUCUGGACCUCAAUCGCAAUCGCAAUCGCGAGACUAUGCCUCAGGCCACAUCACUGCCCUCCGCCCAGCGGCCUGCAGCUGGAUCUGAGAGCAGUGCAGUCAAUGCAACCGGCACACCAAGCAUUGACUCUUCGCAAGAAGGGAAUGGAACAAAGGAGGAGAUAACCCCCAACACGACUCGCAAUUAG